This is a messenger RNA of Nematostella vectensis (starlet sea anemone), 1533 nucleotides long. Its product is annotated as tartrate-resistant acid phosphatase type 5. Lineage: Eukaryota; Metazoa; Cnidaria; Anthozoa; Actiniaria; Edwardsiidae. Gene Ontology annotation, molecular function: ferric iron binding; ferrous iron binding; acid phosphatase activity. The coding region runs from base 148 to 1101 and encodes 317 amino acids. The transcript is spliced from 7 exons. The record is from RefSeq and is a predicted model, not a curated record.
UUCCGCCCAAAAAAACAACCGCGUGGGGGAGGCUAGGUGUGUUCAAUUGCCAGCCAGAUUAACAUCUAGCCUGAUAAACUUGCAAAUCCAGUAUUCGUAAAGGUCUCUGUUCAAGACUAGCGCUUAUAUAUCCGCUAUCUGUCGCAAAUGGCUGUGGAUACGAGCCUACGUUUUCUUCUAAGUCUAUGUUUAAUCUAUAUUCAUGAAGCAGUGGGUCACUCUGAAGGAAAGCUUUCUUUUUUGGCCGUUGGAGACACCGGUGGUAUACCUUUUUCUCCGUUCUUCACGCCAACCGAACGCCGUGUCGCCACUGUGAUGGGAAAGGUAGCAGAAGAGGUCGACGCUCGCUUCGUUCUCGGUCUAGGCGAUAAUUUCUACUUCUCUGGCGUUCGCAAUGCGCGCGAUCCCAGAUUCCGUCUCAGCUUUGAAGACGUCUUCUCUGCACCCGCGUUACACCGUGCCACGUGGUGCAUGAUCGCUGGUAACCAUGACUACCAAGGAAAUGUGUCUGCCCAGAUCGCUUAUACACAGAAGUCAAGACGCUGGUACUUUCCGAAUUUUUAUUACACAUUUGUGGGGACAAUUCCUAAGAGCAGAAGUACCGUCCAGGUUGUCAUGAUCGAUACAAUGCUACUUUGCUUCAAAAAGACACCAAAGUCAUCAAGCCAUUGGAAAUGGAUAAAACGCACAUUAAAAAAAUCCUCGGCGAAUUAUUUGAUUGUAGCAGGGCACCAUCCGGUGUUUUCCGUCGGUCCCCAUGGUAGCACAAAAUGCUUGAGAUCGAGGCUGGCGCCUCUCUUGCGCAAGUAUAAAGUCUCGGCGUACCUUAGCGGCCACGACCACAAUCUACAGCACAUCAAGGCGACUGAUUCCACCGUGCAUUACUUUGUCUCUGGAAAUGGCAAUUUCUGCAGCUCACGGAAAACACACGUUCAAACUCUCCCAAGAAACUCCCUCAAGUCGUUUUAUGGGUCGAGUGGAGGCUUCACCCUUUUUGAAGCUGCGACCUCAGCGAUAACUGUCACUCAAGUAACAGACCGCGGCGAAAGAAUACACACCGCUCACCUCCAGCCUCGAUCUACAAGAACCCCUGUGUCCUAACAAACGAGAGGAGAAUGGAGAUAAGCAUCGCCUUCAGUCCCCAUAUACUCUGAGUCCCUGUGACAUUUUAUAUAGAGAGGAGAAUGGAAACAAGUAAAGGACAAAUCAGAGUUCAGCUUUAACCUCGAUCUAUUUGGAUCCCUGUGCUUUAAAAUAGAAAGAAUUUGGGACAUAUAUUUUCCAUGAAUUAUUGUUCGCUUUUACCUCGAUCAACAGGGAUAACUGUGUCUUUAUAAAAGUGAUAACAAGUAUUUGUAUGUAUGUGUAGCCGUGCUGGACAGCAAUCUACUGUGUUUACUGUAUAUAACGAGAUAAAUAUUAGGCAGCAUCUGUGGAACAUUUUUUAUUAAGAUUUUCCUUUUACAACAAAUACACUUUGUAAUAUUAAGAUUUUAGUUUCCUUUUACAACAAAUACAUGUCUUAAUAAUAAA